AUCUUGCUUCCGGCCGCGGUGCACUGUGGGCCCAUGGCGCGGCUGCGCGCGGUGUACGCGCUGCGCGCGCGGGGCGGGGCCGCCUACGUCGGGUUCACGGUGGCGCCUGCGCGGCGGUUACGUCAGCACAACGGGGGGCGGGGCAAGGGCGGGGCCAGGCGGACGGCGAGGGCGGGGCCAUGGGAGAUGGAGCUCUACGUCUAUGGCUUCCCGUCGGACGUGGCGGCGCUGAGGUUCGAGUGGGCGUGGCAGCACCCCUCCCUCUCCCGCCGCCUCCCCCCCGUGACCCCGCGGCGACCCCGGGAGCAGCCAAUCAGCUUCGCCCUGCGGGUGCUGCCCCUCCUCCUGCGGGCCCCGCCCUGGUCCCGCCUCCCACUGCGCCUGCGCUGGCUCCGCCCCCUGCCGGGGCCCCGCCCCCCGCUGCUCCCGGCCCCGCCCCCUCACGUGGUGCAGGAGGAGGGGCCGCUGACCCCCCCCAAGGGCAAAGGGGGGCGGGGCCGGAGGAGGAGGCCACGCCCCCUCGGAGCGGAGGCCACGCCCACCGAGGAGGAGGACACGCCCACCCCUGCGUGCGCUGUGUGCGGGGAGGGGUGCGGGCCGGCCCCGCCCCCCCUGCGCUGUCCCCGCCCCCCCUGCCCCAUGGCUGCCCAUCCCCCAUGCCUGGCACGGAGCUUCCUGCACCAUGAGCCCAGAGAGCUGCUGCCGGUGGGCGGGGCCUGCCCCAGCUGCCACACCCACCUCCUGUGGGGCGACCUCAUUCGCUACAGCCUCGGCGAGUGUGACGUCAUCGAGGGGGCGGAGCCCCAUGCUCCAGCGCUGACGUCACAGGGGGCGGGGCCUCCCCUUGGCUCCGCCCUCCUGUCCAUUGACGCUCAAUAA
Molecule: messenger RNA, 879 nt
Organism: Melopsittacus undulatus (budgerigar)
Lineage: Eukaryota; Metazoa; Chordata; Aves; Psittaciformes; Psittaculidae
Product: structure-specific endonuclease subunit SLX1-like
Exons: 6
Coding region: 34-879 (281 amino acids)
Biological process (GO): double-strand break repair via homologous recombination
Cellular component (GO): Slx1-Slx4 complex
Molecular function (GO): crossover junction DNA endonuclease activity; 5'-flap endonuclease activity
Source: RefSeq, a predicted model, not a curated record